AUGUCCACCAAGUACCUCGCCGCGUACGCUCUGGCCUCCCUGAGCAAGGCGUCCCCGUCUCAGGCGGACGUGGAGGCCAUCUGCAAGGCCGUCCACAUCGACGUCGACCAGGCCACCCUCGCCUUUGUGAUGGAGAGCGUUACGGGACGCGACGUGGCCACCCUGAUCGCGGAGGGUGCCGCGAAGAUGAGCGCGAUGCCGGCGGCCAGCUCUGGUGCCGCCGCUGGCGCAACUGCUUCCGCUGCGGGUGAUGCGGCCCCGACUGCCGCCGCCGCGAAGAAGGACGAGCCCGAGGAGGAGGCCGACGACGACAUGGGCUUCGGUCUGUUCGACUAA
Leishmania mexicana MHOM/GT/2001/U1103 is the source of this 336-nucleotide messenger RNA. RefSeq names its product 60S acidic ribosomal protein P2. The record is from RefSeq and is a predicted model, not a curated record. NCBI's taxonomy places the organism in Eukaryota, Euglenozoa, Kinetoplastea, Trypanosomatida, Trypanosomatidae. Gene Ontology annotation, cellular component: ribosome; cytosolic large ribosomal subunit. Gene Ontology annotation, molecular function: structural constituent of ribosome. Gene Ontology annotation, biological process: cytoplasmic translational elongation; translation. The coding region runs from base 1 to 336 and encodes 111 amino acids. The transcript has a single exon.